AUGGCAUCGCAAGGUUUAAUAUUGUUGAUAAUCGUUUCAUUAAUAGGACUUGGUAAUACAAAUCUCACAUCAUCAUGUGAUUCUAUUUGUAAUAAUGGUUGUACAGUUAAAUAUUUACGUACUAACAUACGAUGUUAUUUACAGUCGAAACAAAUAACAAUUAUCACCGCAACAGAUCAGACGUCAUUUAUCACUCAUAGUGGUAACAAUCCACCAUCUGGAUUUGAUGUUGAUCUAAUGAAGUAUAUUGGUGAUAUAUAUCAAAUAAACUUUUUAUAUCAAUAUGGGCAGUUUUCCCAAUUUGUUCCUACGGUUCAAAAUAAUACGAACAUAAUUUCAAUCAGUACUCAAACAGAUACUUUAGCACGCGAACAACUCGUUAACUUUGUUCAAUUUUAUACGAGUGGUACUGGUUUCAUCGUUCGAUCUACUUAUCAUCAAACUGUCAAUGGAUUAAAUGAUUUGUGUGGUAAAACAGUUGUAGUAUUAGCUUCUUCAACUCAAGAAAGUGAUGUUCAAGCACAGAAUGUCAAAUGUAAAGUUGCAAUAACAAUGCAAUCUGUUCCAUCCAUUUCAGACAUGAUAAAUGCCGUUCAGAUGAGCGCAGCUGAGGUAGGUCUUUAUGGUGAAGCUGUACUCAAGGCAAUUGCUCGUAAAUCCAAUAAUCAGUUAAAAGUAGUUGGACAAAUAUAUGAUAUUCAACCUCGUGGUAUUUUAUGUAACAAAAGAAAUAUGCCGUUAUGUUGUGCAUUGGUUACGGUAUUUGCCCAUCCAGAAUUAAUCUGUCUGGGUCGACGUGUUUAUCAACAUGUGUACCAAGCAUUAUGA
Molecule: messenger RNA, 828 nt
Organism: Adineta steineri
Lineage: Eukaryota; Metazoa; Rotifera; Eurotatoria; Adinetida; Adinetidae
Source: the annotation of a GenBank genome assembly